AGGUGUUGUGGCGAUCCUUCACAUCAGCGGUCAUAAUUCUCCCCCUGCCCUCUUGAUUGCUGAAUCAUCACACCAGUUCAGGAAAUGGACGUGGAUCACGGAUUCUAUCGGCAGGUGGAUGUCCAGGACCACGCUCACUACAUCGUUGCCUUCUUUGUCUUGGUGAUUGGAACAGUAGGUGUUACUGGGAACGCCUUGGUCAUGUAUGCCUUUUUCUGCAACAAGAAGUUACGGACUCCUCCUAACUUUUUCAUCAUGAAUCUGGCAGUCAGUGACUUCCUCAUGGCAAUUACACAGUCACCCAUCUUCUUUGUCAACUCUCUUUACAAGGGGUGGAUUUUUGGUGAAACUGGGUGUAAAAUAUAUGCUUUCUGUGGGGCUUUAUUUGGAAUCACCUCCAUGAUAAACCUCCUGGCCAUCUCCGUAGACCGCUAUAUUGUUAUCACCAAGCCUCUGCAGGCCAUACAAUGGACCUCAAAGAGACGCACUUGCUUCAUUAUAGGCCUGGUUUGGCUGUACUCAUUAGCUUGGAGCCUUGCACCACUUUUGGGCUGGAGUUCGUAUAUACCAGAGGGCCUGAUGACCUCAUGCACGUGGGACUAUGUGACAUCUACUCCAGCCAAUAAGAGUUAUACUUUGAUGUUAUGCUGCUUUGUUUUCUUCAUCCCUCUGGGAAUUAUAUCCUACUGUUAUCUGUGCAUGUUCCUGGCAAUCCGCCAUGCAAGCAGAGAUGUGGAGAGGUUGGGGUCUCAGGUGAGGAAGUCAGCCCUGAUCCAGCAACAGUCCAUCAAGACUGAAUGGAAGCUGGCCAAGAUUGCCUUUGUGGUCAUCAUAGUGUUCGUGCUUUCCUGGUCGCCCUAUGCAUGUGUCACCCUCAUCGCCUGGGCUGGAUAUGGAAACAUACUCAACCCCUACUCCAAAGCUGUCCCUGCUGUUAUAGCCAAGGCAUCAGCCAUCUACAACCCUUUUAUCUAUGCCAUCAUUCACUCCAAAUACAGGGAUACUCUUGCAGAGAAGGUUCCCUGUCUACACUUCCUUGAGCAGGCCCCCAGGAGGGACUGCAUAUCAGUGUCACACAGCGAGUCCUCUUUCAGGGACUCAAUGCUGAGCAGACAGUCAUCAGUCUCCAAAACCAAGUUUCACAGAGUUUCCUCCAUGUCUACGACAGACACACAGGUUUGGAGUGACGUGGAGCUGGACCCUAUUGACCAGAGCCACUGUGUGAGGUCGAGCUAUUCCCUAGGAGCUCUGAGGGACAAAGAGUACAAGUCAUUGACUAAGCAGAUCAAGGGGAAGGGAAGCCAUAGCCAGGAACAGACUCCCAUCCCCGAGCGAGGCUCUCUGAACAGAUGUGACCACAACCUGUCACCUGAGUCUGUCAGUAUGCCCUCAGCCUGGGGGAGGAGAAAGGAGGAGAGCCCUGAAAGCUGGAAUAAACAGGAAGAUAAGCAAGAAGAAGAUGGUGAAUGUGAACAGAGAGAGACAUGGCAAGCACAGAUGGAGGAACAUGAGAAGGAAUCACAGGUCCUCAUCCAGUCGGACUCUCUGGACCGCUCUACCAUCGUCAGACCCAAGUCACAGAAAGGACUUCUGCAUGAUGGCUACUGUGAGGAAGAGGAGAACACACAGAGCAGGCAGAGAGAACUGUUGCUCAGUUUAGAGUCUCUGGACUGUUCCGCUCAACUACUUGAGUCUGUGCAAAGAUUUCUCUCCCCAACACCAGGAAGCUAAAUGUCAAAUAUGUUUAUUGUAACACAGCAGAGUAGACAGGUUUGUUUUUUGUUAAGGUAAUGCUUUUAAGCAGCUGUAAAAACUUUUAUUUCAACUGCUUAGCUAUGCAGUGCAACCAAAUAUAUUUGUGCAAUCGCAUACAUAACUACACACAGAACUCAUUAUAUAUAUGACACAAUAUAACAGCAGUAUGUUUUGUAAGUUUCCGGCAUAAUCUGCUGUAUAAUGACUUCAGGCACUUUAGUGAUUAUGCAUAAAUACAAUCAAAUAUUUUCUUUCACUGCAGCUACUUUGGGAACAUUUUGUUUUACAUUUCUGAUAAAAGGAAUUUUGUGAACCCAAGUGUGUGAACAUUUCAGCCUACCAAACUUAGCAAGUCAUAGAAAGAUACUAUCAAACUGUAUCAUAACCAAUGAUGACACAUGAUACAGUUUGAUAACAUAAUUAUCAAUUCCAAUUUUGAGUGCUGUGUGUUCUCAGGAACAGAACUGUUUCAUGAACUUUUCAUGAGGUUCUGAACAAAUUUUUGCCAACAAUCUUCUUGCAAAAACAUUGUAUCACACAACGACUUCUUAUAAUCAUACCACACCAUUAAAUAUAAAAGCCUGUGUGAUUUCUUUUACUUCAAUCUAAAGUGGAAAAAAAACAUGAAUAAUUCUGUUUUACCCACUUCAGAGAAAUGUGUCUUUACAACUUGCUGUUGCUAUGAAAUCAAAACAGUUUCUUCUUCCACACACUUUUGUCAAUUUACCAGUGGUGCUAUGAAGUGUUGUGGUUAACAACUUAGACAGAAUAAACUUUGAUAUAAGGUG
Lates calcarifer (barramundi perch) is the source of this 2543-nucleotide messenger RNA. RefSeq names its product opsin 4xa (gene opn4xa). The transcript is spliced from 10 exons. The record is from RefSeq and is a predicted model, not a curated record. Gene Ontology annotation, molecular function: G protein-coupled receptor activity. Gene Ontology annotation, cellular component: membrane. Lineage: Eukaryota; Metazoa; Chordata; Actinopteri; Centropomidae. Gene Ontology annotation, biological process: visual perception; G protein-coupled receptor signaling pathway. The coding region runs from base 85 to 1731 and encodes 548 amino acids.